This is a messenger RNA of Chenopodium quinoa (quinoa), 1216 nucleotides long. Its product is annotated as cell number regulator 8. The record is from RefSeq and is a predicted model, not a curated record. NCBI's taxonomy places the organism in Eukaryota, Viridiplantae, Streptophyta, Magnoliopsida, Caryophyllales, Amaranthaceae. The transcript is spliced from 3 exons. The coding region runs from base 163 to 969 and encodes 268 amino acids.
AAAGUCCCAAAGUCCCCGCACCAAAUCAAACUGCUACUUCGUGACUUCCACCUCAAUUUACGCGGCGUUCAUAAAUUUUGUUCAUCGUUCUCUCUAUUUUCAACUCUUUACAAUUUAUUGUCAAAAAAUAUCUUUCAAAUUUCUCUUGAAAACUCAACAAAAAUGGCGAACAACCCAGUAGAAGAAUCAAUCCCGCUGAUAGGAACCACCAACACUAACGAAAACCAAUCGAACCUAGAAUCAGAAUCAAGCCCUUUGUUGCGAACCACCGACACCAACAAAAACCAAUCAAACCCAAAUGCUACAAUCGAUGAUUCAAAGCUUCCUCCAUCUCCGCCGCCGAAACAACCGCCUGUUCCGAAGGUAUCUCAGCCUCAGGUGGCCGAAACCUACGGUUGGUCUGCUGAUGGCUUUCCUAUGGAUGUGGUUGGUCAACCUAUGAUGAGCCGAACUCCCUGGAAUUCUGGCCUUUGUUCUUGUCUUGGUCGCAAUGAUGAGUUUUUUAGCAGCGAUCUUGAAGUUUGUCUUCUUGGAAGUAUGGCACCGUGUGUUCUCUAUGGAAGCAAUGUCGAGAGGCUGGGGUCAACCACGGGGAGUUUUUCUAAUCAUUGCUUGUCUUAUGCUGCUCUGUACCUGAUCGGAAAUUCCUUAUUUGGGUGGAACUCUUUGGCUCCUUGUCUUUCAUAUACAAGCCGUACUGCUGUUCGUCGUACUUUCAAUCUUGAGGGAAAUUGUGAGGCUCUAACACGAAACUAUGGGUGUUGUGGAAGCAUUUUUGAUGAUGAGAUGCAACGGGAACAGUUGGAAACCGCUUGUGACUUUGCCACCCAUGCCUUGUGUCAUCCAUGCUCACUCUGCCAGGAAGGUCGGGAGAUUCGUCGAAGGCUGCCACACCCUGCUUUGAAUGCUCAGGCAGUGCUGGUUAUGGUUCCUCCUGGGGGACAGGCUAUGGGUCGUGAUCAACCAUGAAAGCACUCUCAUAUUGUGCCCUGAAUAUCUUUAGUGAUAUGUCUAUACUUGAUCGAUUAUGUUUAAUAGACCUGCAGUAAGCAGCUGUGCAGUAUUACUUUUGUGUGUUGAUGUUAGAAACAUGAAAAUGGAAGAAGUGUGAAUUAUGUCGACUUUACUAUCAAUCUGCAAUACACACAUUCUUCCUUUUUAGGGAAGUGAUGCAUUAUCUGGAUUUAAUGAUAAGGUUGCGUUUUUGCAGCUCCUA